This is a messenger RNA of Corythoichthys intestinalis (scribbled pipefish), 3955 nucleotides long. RefSeq names its product protein mono-ADP-ribosyltransferase PARP6. NCBI's taxonomy places the organism in Eukaryota, Metazoa, Chordata, Actinopteri, Syngnathiformes, Syngnathidae. The coding region runs from base 290 to 2188 and encodes 632 amino acids. The transcript has 23 exons. The record is from RefSeq and is a predicted model, not a curated record. Gene Ontology annotation, molecular function: NAD+ poly-ADP-ribosyltransferase activity; kinase binding; protein serine/threonine kinase activator activity. Gene Ontology annotation, cellular component: nuclear envelope; membrane; endoplasmic reticulum tubular network. Gene Ontology annotation, biological process: endoplasmic reticulum unfolded protein response.
UCACAUGACUUGGCAGUCUGCUCUCACUGAGCAUGCUCCAACCUCUUCAGUGUUGUCAGGCAAAAUAUACUAGACGGCAGUCGGCGCGGUGAAAGCCGUAGUUGACAAACAUAUUGGCUAAAAUCGAGGAGUUAUUUUUGAUGAGCUUACUGUCGUCUGUGCUUGCAGGCACCAGGCGGGAAGAAGGUGAGGCGAGGAAAGCAUCCUUGGGUCUCCAUCCUCUGUGAAGGUGCGAUGGUUGGCACAAGGCUUAUACCUGUUUGAUUGAGCCCUGAGAACAGCCAAACUGAUGGACAUCAAAGGCCAGUGUUGGACCGAUGAGGAGUCUGACGGGGAGAACGAACCAGAGCAGUUCCUGUACGGCAUCCAGGGGAGCUGCGCCGCUGACCUCUACCGCCAUCCUCAGCUUGAUGCAGACAUUGAGGCAGUCAAAGACAUCUACACUGACAGUGCUGUCUCCGUCAGGGAGUAUGGCAUCAUUGAUGACGUCGACAUCGAUCUUCAUAUUAAUAUCGGCUUCCUUGAUGAGGAGGUUGCGACAGCUUGGAAAGUAAUCAGAACAGAGCCCAUUAUUCUGAGACUUCGCUUUUCUCUUUCUCAGUACCUCGAUGGGCCCGAGCCAUCAGUUGAUGUGUUCCAGCCAUCCAAUAAAGAAGGAUUCAGCCUGGGCUUACAACUCAAAAAGAUCCUGAGCACAUUUACAUCCCAGCAGUGGAAGCAUCUAAGCAAUGAGUUCCUCAAGGCCCAGCAGGAGAAGAGACACAGCUGGUUCAAAGCUGGUGGAACCAUCAAGAAAUUUCGUGCCGGGCUAAGCAUCUUCUCUCCAAUCCCAAAGUCUCCAAGCUUCCCCUUGAUCCAAGACACUGUCCUGAAAGGGAAGCUGAGUGUGCCUGAACUUCGUGUGACUCGCCUCAUGAAUCGAUCAAUCUCAUGCACAAUGAAGAACCCCAAAGGGGAGCUCUUCAGCUACCCACCAAACAGCCAGACCGUUGCGGUACCGGCGGCCAGGGCCCCAGCACAGAUCACCACGAGGCAGCUGAUUGAAUUGUUUUUCUCAUCCCAGGCGGGCGGACACUGCAAAAACAUUCCCACACUGGAGUAUGGCUUUUUAGUGCAGAUAAUGAAGUACUCUGAGCAGAGGAUCCCCACCCUCAACGAGUACUGUGUGGUCUGUGAUGAGCAGCACGUCUUUCAGAAUGGAUCAAUGCUUAAGCCAGCUGUCUGUACGAGGGAGUUGUGUGUGUUCUCCUUCUACACACUGGGUGUAAUGUCAGGCGCUGCAGAGGAAGUGGCCACUGGUGCAGAGGUAGUAGAUCUCCUUGUGGCAAUGUGCCGAGCUGCACUCGAGUCUCCCCGCAAGAGCAUCAUCUUUGAGCCUUACCCUUCUGUUGUAGACCCCAAUGACCCCAAGACUUUGGCAUUUAACCCAAAGAAGAAUUAUGAAAGGCUGCAAAAAGCACUGGACAGCGUCAUGUCCAUAAGGGAAAUGACCCAGGGGUCGUAUUUGGAAAUCAAGAAGCAGAUGGACAAACUGGACCCUUUGGCCCAUCCCUUGCUACAGUGGAUUAUUUCCAGUAAUAGAUCUCACAUUGUCAAGUUGCCUCUCAGUAGGCAACUGAAAUUCAUGCACACCUCCCAUCAGUUCCUGUUGCUCAGUAGCCCUCCAGCCAAGGAAGCUCGUUUCCGCACUGCCAAAAAGCUCUAUGGCAGCACCUUUGCCUUCCAUGGUUCCCAUAUAGAGAACUGGCACUCUGUUCUGAGAAAUGGACUAGUCAAUGCCUCUUAUACAAAACUGCAGCUGCACGGGGCAGCGUACGGAAAGGGCAUCUAUCUCAGCCCCAUCUCCAGCAUAUCGUUUGGAUACUCAGGAAUGGGGAAGGGACAACACCGCAUGCCCACCAAAGACGAGCUCGUGCAACGUUACAAUCGCAUGAAUACCAUACCACAGCAGAGUCGUCCAAUCCAAUCAAGAUUUCUUCAAAGUCGAAAUCUGAACUGCAUAGCACUUUGUGAAGUGAUCACAUCCAAGGAUCUGCAGAAGCACGGCAACAUUUGGGUGUGUCCUGUGUCGGACCACGUUUGUACUCGCUUCUUUUUUGUGUACGAGGACGGCCAAGUGGGAGAUGCCAACAUCAACACGCAGGAGCCUAAGGUGCAGAAGGAGAUCAUGCGUGUAAUCGGGACCUAGGUCUUAAUGUCCAGCCGAUGAGGAUUUUUUGUAAGCGAGGCCACAAUUCAUGUAAAUUAGAUCCAUGAACCGCCUUGGGCAGAGUCGCGCAAAGCAGGUGGACAACAACAGCAACAACAACAAAAACAAGCAAGAUAAUGUUUUUGAGGAAGCGAGCUGACCUCAUGGCAGGGUAUUGUGAGGACAAUAUUGUGAUCUUUUUGUUGGACUAGCUUCCUCUCCUGCGGACACUAUUAACCUUAAAUAUGUUUACUGUAUGGAAAAAAAGAAGUCACUGGCAUGGCUUUUCCACAGUUACAUCCUGCUUCUUCUUUCUUGCUGCACAUUUACUGUAUCUCCACGUAUAUAUUUUCAUUUUAUAAAUACAGUUAAAUAUAUACGUACAGUAUAUCUAUUCCAACAUUUGCUGCAUCCAUUUGUGGAUCAAUGGAUAUAAAUAAAUAAUGUAGUUCAUCCCUUUAUUGCAGGAGUUUGGAACGGUUUUCCUAAGUCCUCCUAGGGCCAUAAGAACAUGAUGCAUAGCAAAUUCUUAGUACUAUGUAUUAUUUUGAAAUUCUUUAAAAUCAGUUUCAUUUGGUUUUAUGAAUUGGAAGGCAGGGCACACACAGCAGAUGUGCUGUAGGUUAUCCAACCUUGAGAGACAUAAUCACAUUUUUUUCUUUAAACAUGGAAUAUUGUUUGAGUAAUGGCAUCAAUUAUGUCAGUACAAUUGCUAUCUAAAGGGCAAGCACAGCUCUGUCAUUUUGUCCUUGGCCACUACAAUUCAUUUUCCAGAAUUCAAUAAAAGUGGAUUGAACUAUCUACUAAACUUUGAUAUGACAUUUACUGAUAGUUUUAUUUUGUCAUGAUGAAUCUUUACAGUCAAAUAUUCCGUGAGGUGAAUGCCCUUCCUGUCAUAGCGAUGGAAUUAAAAUACCGUAUGGCCAUGAUGAUAAACAACUAAGCAUAUGUUACACAACACUAUGUGAUAUUGCCUAUUGAUAAGCCAUGCUACCAAAUUAUUGCUAAAUCUUCUUACUGUUUUUUUUUUUUUUUUCCCUCCAUGAUCAUCAAAGUUACUUUGACUUCUGAAUAAAAUGAAUGAAUGACAACUUUAUGGACCAAAACAGCACCUUACUGUACUCUACUAAUUUUCCAUAUACUGGACUGUCUCAGAAAAUUAGAAUACACAAUAUUCUAAUUUUCUGAGACAGUCCUGUAUAUUGUUCUAUGUAAAGGACGUCAGCCAAGGUCGGCCCCCCACAUUUUUACCACGCCAAAUCUGGUCCCCUUUGCAAAAAGUUUGGACACCCCUGCUUUAAAUGGUGGAUUAAUGUACAGGACUGUCUCAGAAAAUUAGAAUAUUGUGUAUUCUAAUUUUCUGAGACAGUCCAGUACAGUAUAUAUAUUUUUUAUUUGAGUGCAUCAAUUUUAAAAUUGAUAUCCUUUAAAGAAACUAUUACCUAAAAAAAGUAGUCUACCCUUAACGUCAUACCAGAUAUUGCACUGUCUUUGUGAAAAAGGUAUUAAAAAAAAAAAAAAAAAAAAGGAUACAUUGGCUGACUAAUUUUUAUAACUAUGUACGUCUGUACUGAGAAGGGCUGUAAAUAUGGAUAUAUACCAAGCAAAGGACUGCUUUUUUUACCUGCUUUUUUGGGGGGGCAUCUGCUUAUUUGCAAAUUUGAUCAUUAUUCUUUCAUCGCUUGUGAAAAGUGUGAAGAGAUGAAAGUUAAUGAUGUAAAGUGGAAACAAAAAAAUAAAAUAAAAAAAGAUUCAGAUUUUACAGUU